Molecule: messenger RNA, 2019 nt
Organism: Ricinus communis (castor bean)
Lineage: Eukaryota; Viridiplantae; Streptophyta; Magnoliopsida; Malpighiales; Euphorbiaceae
Exons: 7
Coding region: 1-2019 (672 amino acids)
Molecular function (GO): nucleic acid binding
Source: RefSeq, a predicted model, not a curated record
AUGACAUUCACUUGUCCUUAUGGCACUUUUGCCUAUAGGAGGAUGCCGUUUGGCUUGUGUAAUGUGCCUGCGACCUUUCAACGGUGUAUGACGACCAUUUUCCAUGACAUGAUAGAGGAGUCGAUGGAGGUCUUCAUGGAUGACUUCUCUAUAUUUAGUAACUCUUUUUCCCAUUGUUUGCAUAAUUUGGAAAGGAUGUUAGCUAGGUGUGUUGAAGCUAACCUUGUGUUGAAUUGGGAAAAAUGCCAUUUUAUGGUCCAAGAGGGUAUAGUGUUAGGACUUAAAGUGUCAAAUGCAGGGAUGGAAGUAGAUAGAGCUAAAGUGGAAUUUAUAAGUAAGCUACCUCCCCCUACUUCAGUUAGGGCUGCUAGAAGUUUCUUAAGGCAUGCAGGGUUUUAUAGAAGAUUCAUUAAGGACUUUUCUAAGAUUGCUAGGCCUUUAACUCAAUUGCUAGUAAAAGAUUUGCCUUUUGUAUUUGAUGAUGAUUGUUUAGCAGCUUUUGAGUUAUUAAAGGAAAAACUGACCACGGCUCCCAUCAUGGUUUCUCCUGAUUGGGAGUUGCCCUUUGAGCUUAUGUGCGAUGCUAAUGAUUUUGCAGUUGGAGCUGUUUUAGGCCAAUGUAGAGAGAAGAAGUUCCAACCUGUAACUAAUGCUAUUCCUUGGUUUUCUGAUUAUGCUAAUUAUUUGGCUGCAAGGGUACUCCCAAAAGGUAUGACAAGCCAGCAAAAGAAGAAAUUCUUUGCUGACUUGAAGUACUACAUUUGGGACGACCCCUUCUUGUUUAGGAUUUAUGCAGAUCAAAUUAUCACGAGGUGUGUAUAUGGGGAGGAGGUCAUUCAAAUUCUCAAGCAUUGUCAUGAGGGACCGGUUGGUGGACACCAAGCCGCAAACCAUACGGCUAGGAAGGUUUUAGAUGCUGGUUUUUAUUGGUCGACUAUCUUACAGGAUGCACGAGCAUAUGUCCAGUAUAUAUUGGUUGCUGUUGAAUAUUUUUCUAAAUGGCAUGAGGUACAAGCCUUGCCUACUAAUGAUGCUAGGGUAGUUGUGAGAUAUGGAGUAUCUCAACGAUUCUCCACGGCUUAUCACCCACAAACGAGUAGGCAAGUAGAGGUUACUAAUAGGGGGCUUAAGCACAUUUUAGAGAAGACUAUAGGAGCUAGUAGGAAAGACAAGGCUACAAAGCUAGACUAUAGGACUUCUACAGGGUUCACUCCCUUUAGGCUUGUGUAUGGGAAAGGUUGCCAUUUACCUGUUGAGCUAGAAUAUAAAGCGUUAUGGGCACUUAAAUCUUGUAACUUUGAUUUAGAUAGUGCAGGUAGACAGAGGCAGUGUCAACUAAAUGAACUAGAGGAGUGGCAUCAACAAGCUUAUGAAAAUUCGACAAUCUAUAAGGCAAAGACCAAACAGUGGCAUGACAAGCGAUUGAAAGGUUUGAAGGAGUUUAAUAUAGGAGAUAGUGUGUUGUUAUUUAACUCUCGUCUCCGUUUAUUUCCAGGAAAGCUGAAGAGUCGCUGGUCGGGGCCAUUUACAGUGAUGCAAGUCUUCCCUUAUGAGCCAGUUGCGGGCUUUCAGCAGCUGGAUACUAUUAGUUUUAGACUAGCAGAGCAGACUUUCACGAUAAGUGUACAACAGUUUGGGGUACACUUGGGUUUAUGGACUGAGGAGGAUGUAGCUGGGGAGGUAUAUAGUCAUUGUAUACCCACGCCUGGUGUGUCAUAUCCGCAGAUGUGGGCUGAGAUUUCUGAUGAAGCUGAAGGCAUCCACCAGCGCCAGUCAGCCGACAUAGGAUACUUGUUGGCCAGACAGAUUAGUGCCUUCUGCAACAACUCAAAGAAGAGCCAUUUUGACAUCCCUCUAGCGGAUGAUCCAGUUGACCCUUCUUUUCCGACUGAGCAUCCUUCACCAGAGCAGCUUGAUGAGCCUCCUAUCGAUGCUGUUCCUGCUGACCCACCAGCUCCUGCAGGUGACACUACUUCCGACCCUCAGCGAGCAGCCAUUCCUCCACCACAGACUAGCUAG